GCUGAUCGAAUAGGCCAUUGCCUUAAAAUUUCAACAGCAUUUUAUAUCGUAGCUAUAAAAUUUUUGUGUCUUGCACAAAAUACUUACAAAUAAUACGGUAUUAUUGUUUGCAGCUAAAAAUGAAACUUUGCUGUGUUUUGUUUUCAUUAGCCGUUGUGAAGGUUUUGGCGGAAAAAAUAGUGGAUUAUAAGACGAAGGCUGUCAUUACAAACGAACUACUCAGGCAAGCUUGUGAUAUAACAGCGGGAUUUCCAACUAUAAUAAAAAGAAUUGUACUUGGAAAUCAAUAUUCAAUGGAGGAAUUGGCUUUUAUGUUUGCUGUGCCGGAUUAUGCAGACACUGAAGGCCUUAAUAUAUUUCAAUGCAUGAAAUACGAACGUGAUGUGCAAGAAGCAAUAUUCGAAGGCAUUAAUUCUCUCGAUGAUGAGUACAAGGAAGUGCCUAAGAUUGAUGCUGCUAAGAUCCCAGAUCCUCUAAUCAGGAACGCUAGUUUAAAAGAUAUUGGUUAUAGUAGAAGAUCAAUGACUAAAAUUCAUCUAAAACAUCUAUUGAGCCGUGUCGAAAGAAGAAAGGAAGAAAGUUUUACUGCUGUUCAUGUUUGUUAUUUAAUUGGAUUAUAUAAAAAUUCAACGAUCCCACGAUUUGGAACAUUGCCAUUUAUAAAAACUGCCAAGGUUGACGAUGAUGGCACUUGCAUCCUAACUUCUUCAGAAGACGAUGUUACUUAUUACAAACACUAUAUGUUUGAUAUAUUUCAAUUUCGGCCGGAUAUCCAAAAAGAGGAAGUACUUUUGAAUCAAGAUUAGGUACUAAUAAUUUCUAUACACUCAUAAUUCAUUAUUAAUAAUUAUUAGAUACAUUUUAAAAUUCUAUUUUAUUAUAUACUGUAUCAAUAAUUUUUUCCAUAUCGCACUAUUACAAAUAGUUAUAUAACAGUUUUGGUCAAUACUUUAAACACAUUUGUUGGCUAUAUGAAUUUUUUGACCAUUUGUAAAUAAUUUCAACGUUUUUACUUUUUUUACUGUUUUGUAUAUUAUAAAAAACUAAAUCACUUUCUUGGUUUGGUCUUUUCUGGUUACUUAUAUUAUUUAUACCUUUUCUUCACUUAGUUAUACAUGUUAAAUAGUUGUUUUAGUUUGAACAUCGCCAUCGCUAUUUACUCAAAGUAUUUAAAUAAUCAUUGUUUUUUUGUGCUUUUCCUCAACGCUUACAAACAAAAAUAUCAUAAUUAUUUAUAACUAUGGUCUAAACGGUGUCUAAAAAGAUUUUAUCGAUGGAAACCAUAACAAUAUAUUUAUUUUCUGUACGGUACAUUCAAUA
Adelges cooleyi (spruce gall adelgid) is the source of this 1320-nucleotide messenger RNA. RefSeq lists its product as uncharacterized. Bases 120 to 806 code for a protein of 228 amino acids. NCBI's taxonomy places the organism in Eukaryota, Metazoa, Arthropoda, Insecta, Hemiptera, Adelgidae. The transcript has 10 exons. The record is from RefSeq and is a predicted model, not a curated record.